CUGAGCAAAUCUUCGACCGGGCCUUCACUCUUCACGACCGAUUCUGAGCAAAUCUUUGACUGGGCCUUCACUCUUCACGACCGAACACGACCUCGCCGUCACGAAUCUUCACGAACCUCGCCAGAAUUUGUCUCCCUUGUUCAUCGUUUGUUUUCUGUUGGGUUUGCCUUGGAGUUGUUCAGGAAGCAACAAGUGGAUUUUCUAAUUGCUACGGAUGUUGCUGCUCGUGUAAGAAUAAGAUUUUUCUUUCAUGCAGCUAAACUAGUUGGGUGCUUAGAGUGGGUGUUUGGGAAGUGGGAAUGA
This is a messenger RNA of Striga asiatica, 303 nucleotides long. NCBI's taxonomy places the organism in Eukaryota, Viridiplantae, Streptophyta, Magnoliopsida, Lamiales, Orobanchaceae. The record is from the annotation of a GenBank genome assembly.